AGUCAUUAUUUCAUAUCAAUUUGAUAUUUCUUUAAAACGAAGAUUCGACGUUUCUAGUUAUUUGUUAAAUAUAAUCAGUUAGUGCCCGACGUUAACUCCCGCUCAGACAUAUCUUUAGUAAUAAAUUUAAGUGUUAUCACACAAAAUGUUAAUUCCAAGAGUGAAUUUGUUUAAAAAAGUUUGGAAACUGCAGAGCUUCAGAUGUUUGUCUACAAAAGCCCAGGAAGUCGACAGUGUGGGUCCUAUAGUAUUCCAGAAACUUGGCGGAGAAGAUAAAGGCAUUGCAAUAUACGGUAUAAACAGUCCCGAAAAUAAAAACGCUCUCAGUUUUGACCUUAUUAAAUGUAUGAAAGAAAUCAAUCAAAUUAUAAAAGAAGAUAUGAAGAUUUCUGUUGUCAUAUUACACAGUUUGGUUCCUGGGAUAUUUUGUGCAGGUGCAAAUCUAAAAGAAAGGUUUCAGAUGAAUGAAGAAGAAGUGGCUGUGUUUGUUAGAGGAUUAAGAAAUACCUUUAUUGAAAUAGAGGAUCUCCCAAUGCCAACAAUAGCUGCCAUAGAUGGUGUAGCUGUUGGUGGGGGUCUCGAACUGGCUCUGGCAUGUGAUAUUAGGGUUGCAGCAGAUACUGCUAAGUUGGGACUUGUAGAGACUGGACGUGGGCUCAUCCCUGGGGCUGGAGGCACCCAGAGACUGCCUAGGGCUAUUCAUCCUAACAUUGCAAAGGAACUAAUAUUCACCUCAAGAAUUGUUAAAGGAUUGGAAGCCAAAGACUUGGGUAUAGUUAACCAUGUGGUGCCACAGAAUAGCAGUAAAAAUGCUGCUUAUGACAAAGCAAUCAGCAUCGCAAGAGAGAUCAUAUUGAAUGCUCCCAUCGCACUGAGGUGCGCCAAACAAGCGAUCAAUGAAGGAGUCCAGCUCAGCAUCAAGGAUGGGUACGAAGUGGAACAGAAAUAUUAUGAAAAGAAUAUUCCCACCAAGGACAGGCAGGAAGGAAUGCUGUCCUUCAUGGAGAAGAGGAAACCUCAGUACAGGGGACACUGAAACAAUUAACAGUGAAGAAAUAAUUACAGACAUUUUUAUUUGUUAUAAAUAUAAAGUCAAAAUGUUUUUGGUCGGCGGAGUACAGAAUUUGAUAUAGCUAUAAUAUGAUUGUGGUACGCGAGAUAUUGUCCGCUGUUACAUAAUUGUAGUGUUGUUAAUUCUUUGUAAGAUUAUUAUCAUGUGUUCACAGUAAAUGAAAAUAUAUGACAUCAUGUGUCCGAAGCACCUGUGAUAAGAACAAUGUUUAAGAGUAAUAUUUUUAUACUACUGUUAUUUUAUUAUACAUUUACACCAGAA
Messenger RNA from Danaus plexippus (monarch butterfly), 1333 nucleotides. Its product is annotated as methylglutaconyl-CoA hydratase, mitochondrial. Bases 146 to 1036 code for a protein of 296 amino acids. The transcript has 3 exons. Gene Ontology annotation, cellular component: mitochondrion. Gene Ontology annotation, biological process: fatty acid beta-oxidation. Gene Ontology annotation, molecular function: enoyl-CoA hydratase activity. The record is from RefSeq and is a predicted model, not a curated record. Lineage: Eukaryota; Metazoa; Arthropoda; Insecta; Lepidoptera; Nymphalidae.